Messenger RNA from Candoia aspera, 1802 nucleotides. It is a transcript of the gene ARPC5, whose product is annotated as actin related protein 2/3 complex subunit 5. Lineage: Eukaryota; Metazoa; Chordata; Lepidosauria; Squamata; Candoiidae. Bases 87 to 542 code for a protein of 151 amino acids. Gene Ontology annotation, molecular function: actin filament binding. Gene Ontology annotation, biological process: cell migration; regulation of actin filament polymerization; Arp2/3 complex-mediated actin nucleation. The transcript has 4 exons. Gene Ontology annotation, cellular component: cytoplasm; Arp2/3 protein complex; actin cytoskeleton. The record is from RefSeq and is a predicted model, not a curated record.
CGGCCGCCGCCGCCGCCGCCCGCCGCCGCCUUGGGAGGGAGGGUGCUGGGUGCUGCUUCCUUUGCCGGACUGAGGUGGACGCGGGGAUGGCGAAGCACACGGUCUCCUCCGCGCGCUUCCGCCGCGUCGAUGUGGACGAGUAUGACGAGAACAAGUUCGUGGACGAGGAGGACGGCGGGGACGGGCAGGUCGGGCCGGACGAGGGCGAGGUGGACUCGUGCCUGAGGCAAGGAAACAUGAUGGCAGCCUUACAGGCAGCUCUGAAGAAUCCUCCAAUUAAUACAAAGAGUCAAGCUGUAAAGGAUCGUGCAGAAAGCAUUGUCCUGAAGGUGCUCAUCUCUUUCAAAGCUAAUGAUAUUGAAAAAGCAGUGCAAUCUUUGGAUAAAAAUGGUGUUGAUCUAUUAAUGAAAUAUAUCUACAAAGGUUUUGAAAGUCCAUCUGACAACAGCAGUGCUGUCUUGCUGCAGUGGCAUGAAAAGGCUCUUGCUGCUGGAGGUGUAGGUUCCAUUGUCCGUGUCUUAACUGCCAGGAAAACCGUUUAAGUCCAGCGAAAAAAACCCUUCUGCCAUGGGUGUGGGAAAUGCUGGUACAAGACCAAAAAAACCAAUUGGCAUCACUGCCCUGUGGGUAGCUUCUGUCUCUCUCGGCUUGCCUUUUCGCUUUUUCAUAUCUGUGGCUUAAUAGACAUAUCAAACUUUUUUUUGUUAAAUGUUGGAUAAAUAGAGAAAUGAAAUUUUGUUUUUAAGAAGAUAACCACAAAGCAUUUUAAUAACAAAUGCAAGUUUUUGCAUUGGAUUUACAUUUUCAGAAAAUCGUGACAAGACACUGCCUUUCCCUCUUCAGAUAGAUCUUCUGAGCAGAUGGUGGGGAUUGAGGUCAGUGUUUUAAAUUCCCUAGCUAGUCAGGCAGCAUUCCAUGUAAACUGUUGCAGGUGGGACCACUUAAAAUUGAAAAAAAAAACCCAGGACCUUGCAUUUUUUAGUCAAAUGCUAAAACUUACACCACUUGGCAAAGGUCUGUGGAAAGGUUUAUGCGUUGUUGUGUAAAUGAUUUUAUAACAAUCGAAUGCAACCCAUCAUUACAGUUACUGCCUUUGUGAUGAGUUAUUUAAAGAAAGGAACAGGGCAUUUGGGGGUUGCUCAGCUUAACAGUGGCCUCUUGAUAAUGUAGUAAGUGUAGAGGAGUGUUAGGGCAAAACUACACAUUUCACCUGACUGGGGCUGCUGCCAAAGAACUUCUCUCUGGGUUGAGAUUUUCCCUCAGUCUCUAACUUAAGUUACCUCUUGCACCAUCCUCUGAUACUGUGUUUUCCUGCCUCCAUAGCAAGACAUAAAAGUUGCAGUGAGCAAAAAAUUUGUCAUGAUAUCAGAAUGUGGGACAACAGAUUCUACAUGUUAUAUGGGAGCAGUGGGAGAAAUGUCACACAGGGAUGCUAAGUUGGUAUUGUCCCACUAGCAAUUUAAUAUAUAGUUUUAUCUGAAAAUGCAGACAUUCCUUGAUCAGUAUUCAGGUACUGAAUUUUGCUCUUAAUAUGGUCAUGUUCCGUGUUGUAUUAAGAUGAUGUUGAUCAGGGAGAAAAAAGUAACAACAGUAAAGCAUGAAUUUCCUAAAAGAUGUAGAGCAUUCCAGAGUGAAAGCAAGUUGAAUGUGACUUUGGAGCAAAACUAACUAGUAUAUUUCAUGUACAUUUGAUGCCAAUUUUGUAUCACAAAAUUGGUAAGGAAUUAUGAAGAUUUUGCUCAUUUUUAUAUCUGCUUUUUUUUGUAAAAUGAAAAAUAAUAAAAUGGUCACUGUUAAAUAUU